Messenger RNA from Anolis carolinensis (green anole), 10265 nucleotides. It is a transcript of the gene osbpl7, whose product is annotated as oxysterol binding protein like 7. The transcript has 24 exons. The coding region runs from base 4542 to 7229 and encodes 895 amino acids. The record is from RefSeq and is a predicted model, not a curated record. Gene Ontology annotation, molecular function: cholesterol binding. Gene Ontology annotation, cellular component: membrane; intracellular membrane-bounded organelle; cytosol. Lineage: Eukaryota; Metazoa; Chordata; Lepidosauria; Squamata; Anolidae.
UCUUAAAAUAGAAAUUGUUGCCACCUGGCAAACCUCCUCUCCAGUUAGGGGAAAGGUACUGUCAAACAGAUCCAGAAACAUGAGCUACAUCGCGGAAUAGAAGAAAGAUGCAAAAGUGGUCAUGAUUAGGUGGAGACGGGCAAAAUUUGGUGAAAUUAUUUGUUUGGGCUACAAUUUCCUUGGAUUAAAUUGGGCAAUUGGAUCUCUGCUUCUAGUAGAAAUGUUCUCCAUACUCCCUGGAGGUCAUUUCAGAACAAAAUAAUGUUUAGAGAUCUUUCAUGGCCACAAAAAUAACCCCAUCCCUAUUCUUUUUGGGGUCCCCCAACUGGUCAUUGAAUCAAAUGACGUAGCAAAAGCUGUAGCUUUAUUAUGCAUGAAGCAAGACGUUUAUUUAUUUUUUUCUAACAAUCUGUCUUGUGUAAUAUAGUGAAAAGCAAGAUUUUAUAACAGUAUGCUCUGAACUUUCUGGGUAAUCCAAAGUGUAUUUGAAGUGGUUGUGAUUAUUCAAUGGAGAAACAAAGGGACUUUGUAUAUGAUAGGCAAACAUACCCUCAUUCGUACCUAUCUUUCAGAACAACACACAUUUAUGCUACUCAGAUAAACACUACAAACAUGUUGUAGAGACAGAGGAUGUUAUUACUUCUGGGAUAGAAACUCUUAGUCUAAUCAAAACAAUUAUGACUAUGGAUCACAAAAGACAGCAUAUGCAAAUAAGGUAAAAAGGCAUCUCUUCUAAGAUCAAGUUGUAGCCAAAUACAUCAAGGCUGUGGAACACUUUGUCCUCUCUAUAUUUCCAUAAAGGCUGCAUUCCAUUAUCCCUGAUUGUUAGCUAUGCUGGGUGAAGUUGAGAGUUGUAACAAAAAAAUCUGGAGUGCCAAAUGUUCCCCAUCCCUCAUACAGAUAAAAGCAGUUCUUGUUUUGACCCUCUUGCAUUUUAGCAAGAGAGCCAAAGUUGCUUAGUGGCUUGCACUUAAAAAAUUAUCAUUCAAUGGUUUAUGAAGUUGUGGAUUAGAAGUACUGUGUGCUCCUUCCUCCCAACUGCUGUUUAUGAAACAUUAAUCUCAAAAGAUGUAGUAGUGGUUGGAUGGAGUUAAGUAUUUUGACUUGCCUUCUAAUUUGACAAGGGCAGCUCUGAUUCAUUCUCUGUCAUCCCACCUUUUCCCCUGUUUUUAAAAUACCUCACUUUCUCUUACUCUCUGCCUCCUCACUUGCUGCAAACUGAGUUCAAAAUGCAGCAAUAAUUUCAGUUUAAAUGACUGAGCAGAGGGGAGAGAAGGCAGAAACUUGCAUUUCCUAUUAUACUCGAGCAAAAGCAAACUGCUACAAGCUCUCCUAGCUUGUGUGUUCUUCCACAUUAAUAACGUUGUGUAACAAAACUUGAAAAAACAAGUUUCUGGAUUGAAAGUGUUAUUUCCUGUUUCAUUGUGAGAUAUUUACUUUGAAAGUAGCUGUUAUACCCCAGAAACUUUGUUUUUGUAGCUGCCAGAAACUGUCGAAUUGGUUGACACUCCAUAAGAUACUCAUUAAAAAACUAUAGCAUGAUGUUCUGCAAAAACAUUGCAAUUUUUCAUGUUUUUAUGAUAGAACCAAUUAGGAAAUAACAUUUCUAACCCAGAAACAAAAAUUGUGUUACAUAGUGUAAUGUUCGCUACACUUUAACCUUGCUUGGCUACACAAAUCCCAGUUUCCUUUAGUUAAAUGUUGGUAGAUGUGUUUUGUCAUAUGACACCAUGAACAAGAAUGCUAUUACAAGGUGGCUCUAUAAACUGCAACGUUUUGUUAUAGACUCCACUGGUUUUGGUUUCAGGAGCCUUCUCAAUAUCAAUAUCCACAAAUGCUAAAGUCCUAUUAUAGACAAUGCCAUAGUAAAGUAGCAUCUGUUAUAUAAAAUGACAAAAUCAUGGAAGGCGAUCCCGGUCAGGGUUGGCUUGAUGUGCCUUCCUCUGGGCACAUUUCUUCCUUAAUUCCUCCAUUCGUACCUCUUCGAAUUCUGCAGCACUACUGGUCACAGCUGACCUUCAGUUAGAGCGCUCAAGAGCCAGGUCUUCCCGCUUCUCGACGUCUAUGCCACAGUUUUUAAGGUUGGCUUUAUGCCCAUCUUUAAAUCUCUUUUCCUGUCCACCAACAUUAUGCUUCCAGUUCUUUAGUUGGGAGUAUAGCAACUGCUUUGGAAGGCGGUGAUCGGGCAUUUGGGCAAUGUGGCCAGUCCAGCGGAGUUGAUGGCAUAGGAACAUCACUUCAGUGGGGGUGAUCUUUGCUUCUUCCAGCAUGCUGACAUGAGUCCGCCUGUUUUCCCAAGAGAUUUGCAGGAUAUUUCGGAGUUAACACUGAUGGAAACUUUCCAGGAGUUGAGUGUGACGUCUGUAGACAGUCUACGUUUCGCAGGCGUAUAGCAGGGUUGGGAGGAGAAUCGUUUUAUAAACAAGCAGCUUGGUAUCUCUAUGGAUGUCCCGAUCCUCAAACACUUUCAUUCAGAGAAAUGCUGCACUUGCAGAGCUCAGGCAGUGUUGUAUUUCAGUAUCAGUACUGACUUUUGUGGAGAGGUGGCUGCCAAGGUGGCGGAAAUCGUCAACAUUUUCUAAUGUUACACCAUUAAGCUGUAUUCCUGGCAUUGCAGAGGGAUUGCCUGAUGACUGCUGGAGGGGCAUUUUGGUUUUCUCUAUGUUCAAUGGGAGGGAUAGGUAAUACUCCAGAAGCCAGGAACAGAAUUCAAAAUGAUCUUAAGCGGAUUAGAGAGGUGGAUCGAAACUAAGAAAAUGAAGUUCAACAGGGACAAAUGCAAGAUGCUCCACUUAGGCAGGAAAAAUGAAAUGCAAAGAUACAGAAUGGGGGACGACUGGCUCGAUAGCAAUACGUGUGAAAAGGAUCUUGGAGUCCUUGUGGACAGCAAGUUAAACAUGAGCUAACAAUGUGACACAGCAGCAAAAAAUGCCAAUGGGAUUUUGGCCUGCAUAAAUAGGAGUAGAGUGUCUAGAUCCAGGGAAGUCAUGCUACCCCUCUAUUCUGCCUUUGUCAGACCACACCAGGAGUACUGUGUCCAAUUCUGGGCACCGCAAUUGAAAGGAGAUGUUGAGAAGCUGGAAGGUGUCCAGAGGAGGGCGACUAAAAUGAUCAAGGGUCUGGAGAACAAGCCCUAUGAGGAGCGGCUUAAAGAGCUGGGCAUGUUUAGCCUGCAGAAGAGAAGGCUGAGAGGAGACAAGAUGAGGGCCAUAUAUAAAUAUGUGAGGGGAAGUCAUAGGGAGGAGGGAGCAAGCUUGUUUUCUGCUGCCCUGGAGACUAGGACGCAGAACAACAGCUUCAAACUACAGGAAAGGAGAUUCCACCUGAACAUUAGGAAGAACUUCCUCACUGUGAGAGUGGUUCAGCAGUGGAACUCUCUCUGCGGAGUGUGGUGGAAGCUCCUCCUUUGGAGGCUUGAUGGCUAUCUGUCAGGGGUGAUUUGAUUGUGCUUUUCCUGGAUGGCAGGGGAUUGGACUAGAUGGCCCAUGUGGUCUCUUCUAACUCUAUGAUUCUAUGAUUCUAUUUACCCUGCAACAUGAAUGUAGUUCGACACCAUUUUAACUGCCAUGGCUCAAAGAGUGUGGUGGAAGCUCCUUCUUUGGAGGCUUUUAAGCAGAAGCUGGAUGGCCAUCUGUCAGGGUUGCUUUGAAUGCGAUUUCCUGCUUCUCGGCAGGCGACUGGACUGGAUGGCCCAUGGGGUCUCUUCCAACUCUAUGAUUCUAAUGAGAAGCCAAGCUUCUCAUAUGCUUUUGCAAAGAUGUUUCGAGUGGCUUGCAAGUUGCAGGUCAUCUUCUGAAUGUGCACAGACUACGUUAUCAUCAGCAUAUUGGAGAUGCACCCUAUGAUUCACAGCACUGAGGGCUAACUGUGCAACCCUAGACAUUUUACUCCAAAGGCACCCCAUUUAGUACAAUGGGGAUGGCUUCCAAGUUAGGAUGCGGGAGAUCACGAAUUAGACGCCACCCUGCAGUCUGUUGCAAAUAGAUACCAGGGCGAGUGGAGGCGAUUUGCCUUGGGCAGGGAGGGAUCCAAAGGCAACUUCUGGCAUCCUGGGGAUGCUCAGGAAGGACCCAGGAGCCGGUCCUCCAAGAGGCAGGGUGGCAAUGGCGAGUCAAGCGCCAAGGAGAAGCAAAUCGGAUUAAUUCCAGAAGAGCAGCGAGAGGGAGAGAGCCAAGCGGGCUUUUCUCUUUCUCUUUUUUUUCCUCCUCUCGGCUUAGUUUAGCAGCUGCUUCCUGGUUCCGGUUUGCAGCCUCAACAACAGCCGUUGCUGCAGGGAUUGCAAAAAGGAGAGCGACCCAAGCAGAGCCGGAUCCGCAUCUCAGCGCAGGAAACUACAGAUACUUUGCAGUGGCACAGCGGGUUAAACUACUGAGUUGCGGAACUUGCUGACCGAAAGGAUGGCGAUUCAAAUCCACAAAGCGGGGCAACCUUCUGAAUGUUGUUCUCUAGAGAUGAGAAGAAAGUCUUGAUCAAAAGGUGCAUUUCUGACCAUCCCUUGACAUCCAGGAGGGACAUUGGCAAGAGAAGCAGCCACCCCAGGGAUGGGUAGCCAUGAGAAAGAUCAGUCUUCUCCAAAACGGGCACCACCACCCUCCCGCUCCAACAGCACCGUGUCUUCCAAACACAGCAUUGCUCGGCAGGGUUCAGAAAGCUGGGAGGUGGUGGAUGAGCUGCAGUUACAAGGUGGAGUAAUCCAGGAGCCCGAAAGGCAGGAAGGUUAUCUGCUCAAGAAACGAAAAUGGCCUCUGAAGGGAUGGCACAAGCGCUAUUUUGUUUUGGAAGAUGGAAUCCUGAAAUAUGCCACAACACGUCAAGAUGUCUUGAAAGGGAAGCUACACGGUUCCAUUGAUGUUCGCUUGUCAGUCAUGUCAGUCAACAAGAAGGCUCAGCGAGUAGAUCUGGACACAGAAGAUAACAUCUAUCAUCUGAAGAUAAAAUCCCAAGAACUCUUCAAUAAUUGGGUGGCCAAGCUGUGCUCACACCGCCAAGCUGAGAAGUUCUUGAUGGGUGGCCAUGGUGGAAGAGCAUCCCAUCCUCCACCUGCCUGCAGUGCAAGGCACCGCAUUCUGAUGUCAGAAAGUGCCCCUGCCUUAUCUUCCAUGGGCAGUCACCGAGACAAAGUGAAUUCCUGGCUUAGUGACAGUAAAGGCUUGGACAGGUGUUCAGCAGAACUCACAGAAUGUCAGGAAAAGCUUCAGGAGCUCAACCGUAUGCUACAGAGCCUGGAUUCUCUCCACCGCAUUCCCUCUGCACCCCUCAUCUCCAAUAGUCAGACCUCAACGAGCACAGAGAGACCCAGAAAGGGGAAGAGAUCUACCCGUAUUUGGUGUACUCAGAGUUUUGCAAAGGAUGACACCAUUGGAAGGCAGGUGGGACGCCUGCAUGGCUCUGUGCCCAACCUCUCAAGAUAUUUAGAGUCAUGUCAGAAUCAGGCCAUCUUUAGUGUCCCUCCAGAAUACAGCCAGCUGCAGAGAAGUUUCUGGAUCUUAGCUCAGAAAGUUCAUGGGUCCCUCACAAGUGUAUUAGCCGUUCUGAGUGCGGAACGAGGCCGUCUUCAGGAACUGCAACAGACGCUAGAUUUGCAGCGUUCUGCCGGACCUCCGGCACCAGUGGGACGUGGCGGUGCCUAUGGCAUUUCUGCAGCUGGGACUUCUCUGGAGACACUGGACAAUCCUGAAUGUAUCCGCCGCUUUCAUUCUCUCUCCAUCUCCUCAGACACUACCCUGGACUCUUUUGCCUCGUUCAACCCAGAUGAGCCAAAUAAUACUCUGUUGGUGAAGAGUCAGGAGCAGCAGUUAUCCAAUCGCAGCAUCGUGUCUCUCUCGGAUUCGCACACCGAGUUCUUUGACGCCUGCGAGGUCUUCCUAUCAGCCAGCUCCUCUGAAAAUGAGGCCACAGAUGACGAGUCCUGCGUCAGCGAAGUGACUAAUAGCAUCUCCGAGGAAAUGGCCGAGGUGGCAGGAGGACCUGGGCGGUUCCACAAAGGUCCAGCCAUUGCGCACUGUUUUGGAGAACCUACAGAAGCAAUGCUGAGUCUUCCGGUGCCUCUCCCUUUGUACCUCCCUGGGCCAGGACCUGGGAUAAUGCGCCGAAACUGUUUGCCGGCUUCUCAUGUCCACGCCAGUGAUGUCAGUGUGUGGAACAUCCUUCGCAACAACAUUGGCAAGGAUCUCUCCAAGGUGUCCAUGCCGGUCCAGCUGAAUGAGCCCCUCAACACCUUGCAGCGGCUUUGUGAAGAACUAGAGUACAGUGCCCUGUUGGAUGCAGCCAGCCGCACACUGGAUCCCUGUGAAAGAUUGAUCUGCAUGGCUGCCUUUGCCGUAUCCGCUUACGCUUCUACCUACUUCCGCGCUGGCAGCAAGCCGUUCAACCCUGUCCUAGGAGAAACAUAUGAGUGUGUGCGGCCAGACAAAGGUUUUCGUUUUAUCAGUGAACAGGUGUGCCACCAUCCUCCUGUCUCUGCCUGCCAUGCAGAGUCCGACAACUUUGUUUUCUGGCAAGACAUGAAGUGGAAGAAUAAGUUCUGGGGGAAAUCCCUAGAGAUCAUCCCUGUGGGUACAGUGAAUGUCCACCUUCCCAGGUUUGGAGAUCACUAUGAAUGGAACAAGGUGACCUCCUGCAUCCACAACAUCUUGAGUGGCCAACGCUGGAUUGAGCAUUAUGGUGAGGUGCUGAUUCGCAACACAAGAGACAGCACCUACCAUUGCAAACUCACCUUCUGCAAGGCACGGUACUGGGGCUCCGGGGUCAACGAGGUGCAGGGCGCCAUUCUCAGCCACAGCGGCAAAGUGAUCCACCGGCUCUUUGGGAAGUGGCAUGAUGGGCUGUACCGUGGGAUGGCCCCUGUCGGCAAGUGCAUCUGGAGGCCCAAUCCCAUGCCUCGGGAUUAUGAGAAGAACUAUGGUUUCACUCAGUUUGCCUUGGAACUCAAUGAGUUAACACCAGAACUUAAGCGCCUCCUGCCUUCUACAGACACACGGCUGAGACCUGACCAAAGGUACUUAGAAGAGGGAAAUGCGCAGGCCGCAGAGUCCCAGAAGAGACGGAUUGAACAGCUACAGAGAGACCGGCGGCGGGUGAUGGAUGAUAAUAACAUUCUUCAUCAGGCACGAUUCUUCAGGCGGCAAGUGGAUGCCAAUGGCAAGGAAUCCUGGGUGAGCAACAGCAGUUACUGGAAGCUGAGGGGCGAACCUGGCUUUAGCAACAUGGACAGCGCUGUCUUGUGGUAGCCGCUAGCAUCUGUAGGAGCAGCCGUGCCUUUCUGCCAUCUCCCAAAGCGUGGGGGGAGUGGGCCAUGGAGGCCGCCUCCCUGACAAUUAAGCACAAGAGGACUGAGGCAUGCCAUCCCGGAAUACCAGCACUUCAUAAAGUCGCAGGGGGUGGGAUGGGGUGGGGAGGGGAGGGGAGACUCUCUCUUAGGUGUUUAUGCCAUGCACUUCCAAAGCAACCCUCUCACAUGCCCACAUACUUGAGAAAAGUGGCAACCAUCCAUGUCUCAUUCUCGCACUGCUGCCUGCUGGCCAGGCAGAUUUCUGGUGGUACCUUGGAUUGCCCACAGAUGCUUUCAGGAAGCACUUUAGCACCACCUGGAUCAGAAGAGGCCAAGACAGACAUGAUGAGGCAAGUGAGACUGAAGGACCUGAAGUAACUUGCAAAUGAGGGGGGAAAGCUGACUAGCAAACUUUGCUCUUUUUUUUGCUCACAUGACACCAAGAACCACACAUUUGAGCAAAGAACAAUUGUGGGGCAUUGGUGUGACUGUUUCUGCAGAGCUGUCUGGAACCUGGACAUUUGGGCUCUUUUUAAACACUUAGCAGUUCCCUUCUAGGGUUGCUGUUGGUCCGUUCCCUUCCCCUGCACCCUUUUUGGGGGUUAUUUUUGUACCACUUUCCUUUUCAAAGGAAUUGAACUCUUCUUCAGGUCUCCUUCUGGUUGUUGGUAUGAGGUAAGGCCUCACCGUGGUUAGAAAUCCUCUCUGUGGGAGCCCAUCGUAUGGGGAAAUUUGGUAGCACUCUGAGGGGACACUGAUCUGCUCUCGAGGGAGCUGUUGCACUUUGACAACAGUUUGGGGUGAAAUUCGGUACAUUCCAGGGGUGGCUGUUAAUUGGUGCCUGCAUGAUACUUCCAUUUUGGCAUAGCUAGGACUUUCUUCAAGUAGAGCAUAUUAAGGAUCAUACACCAUGAGGGCAAGUGACACUGAACCAGCACUGUGUGUGUUUUUAUUUUAUUUUAUUUGGUCGUGUCUCUGGUCUUUCUUCCCCUUUUGACAAGGAUAUAUGCCUCCCCGUCUCACCACUUUUCCUUCAGCAUUUGAAGCAAUAAUUAUAACUGAAGAAUGGGGGGAAAGAACCACUGGUAUUUCCAACAAUAGUGUACAGGAAAGUGGAAUUCACUCUAGCUAUUUGUAGCAUCAGAGUCUAUCAAAGAUAGACAUGUCUUGAUUGUGAUUGAGCUUAAAGGUAAAUGGGGGAGAGAGAGAAAAGGGAAAGGGAUGGAGUUUGUGGCCAGAGGAGCAAAAUAUAAGGCAAGCAUGAGUUAGGAGGAAGAAUUUAUCUCGGUGUAUCUGAUCUGGGUCAGGAAAGUCAGCUAGAAAUCUUGGGUUUAUUUCUCAGCUUUGUCAAGAGGAUAAUAUAAUUCUGAGAAGCCCAAACACCUGAGUCCUAUUUCAGAGGAAGAAGAAUAGCAAAAGUAGCUUCUGGUUGUAGCAGAACCAAUCUUGCGACUCACUACAGAAAGCUCACCAGCAAUCAUCUCUAGGCUGCAAGAAGCUUGACAAUCACUGGUAUGUUGAAUCUUAGUGUGUCAAUUGACAUUGUUCAGUUUGGGGAGACUUGCAAGGCAUGCCAGGGUAUACAUCUAGAGCGGGGUAGGAGGUCCCUGCCCUUCUAGAUGUCUUGGACUACAAAUCCCAGCCAGCAUGGCCAAUGGUAAGGGAUUUGGGGAGUUGUCCAAAACUUCAGGCGAGUCAUUCUCCAGCUCUGAAUGCAAAGCUCUGUUUACACUUAUGUUUCCAAUUUGUGUGUGUUUAUUCUGUUCUUUUGCCCAUAAUUUCAUGUGCCCAAGCUACAGAUAGAAAAGUGACCAGAAAAUCCUGUUGAAAUCUUUUGUAUAAUUCUACAACAACCAGGCACAGAUGUAUGGCAUGCAUCAUUUAGAGCGCCAAGACCACUGUCCAUGUUCUUCCAUGUUUCACAUCUGUCCUAAGCUCUCUUAGUGUUAAGAAAAUUUAUAUCCUUUGUUCAAACAUUCCCUAUUUUGAAUAUAAAACCCCAGAUCCCACAGCGAGAGUGUCAGUGGCCAUACUAGCAAAGAGAUUUGUGGCAUUUGUUCCACAAAAAAAAUACAUUUUUCCAAGAUUUGCUGUUCUACACUUCUUUGUAGCAGCAUUGGGGAAGUUCAAUGUGAACACAGUCCUUACAGGUUUCUUCUCUGGGGAUAGAGCAGCCUACCUGGUCGUACAACUUUCCUUCCUGUUUUCUUGAUCCUUUUACCAAAGGUCUUUAAAGACAAAGUUGGCUUCAAGCAGAUGUUUUUCCUGCCACUAUAAAAUAUAAAAACAUAAUAUAAUCCACCUCACCACUUUGCCCUUGGGUGGAGAAAUAUUUUGUUUACCUUUUAUGUUUAUUGACAGACCUUAAUACUUAAUAUGGAUCGGAAGGGAUGUGACAUCAUUGACUCAAUGCAUGUAAAGCAUUGUGGCUUCCUUCCUCACUGCGGAUUGUGUUAAACUGCUGCAUUUCUUCUUAGGACUCUGCCAGUUGUUUAUAAGGCUCCAAGUCUGAUACUAAGCAGCAGGAGAGGAGAUGUGGAAGAAUUUAUUUCUGUUAAGAUUCCUAGAUUGCAUUAGGGAUCGAAAUACUCAUUUUUGGUUUGUGGGGUUAAUUUCUGAUUUCUUUUUCCAAGCCAUCUGCUAAAAGUUGUGAAAACACAUGCAUGGAAAGAAGAACUUGUAAUUAUUUUCUCAUGAUCUACGCCCCCCCCCCCAGUCCUGCUCCCUUCUAAAUAUCCUACCCAACACACCCUAAAAAGCUUCCUGUUCCUCUGUCAGUCUAUCCAUCUCUCUUUGUGUGCUGGGCAUCUUUGGUGUUUUGUCUGCCCUGCAACGCAGGUUGGCCUGUUCUCAUUUGCCUCACCCGGCUGGACCGGUCCUGAGUCGCUGCUCUAUCAUCUAUUGUGUCUGUGUUGACUGGCCUCUGUUCUGUCUUGUGUUGUGGCUUGAACAAUCCACGGCGUGUCCAAUAAAACAAAAAUUAAGGUUUCAGAAA